This is a messenger RNA of Ixodes scapularis (black-legged tick), 2812 nucleotides long. Its product is annotated as presenilin-1. Gene Ontology annotation, molecular function: aspartic endopeptidase activity, intramembrane cleaving. The transcript has 10 exons. Lineage: Eukaryota; Metazoa; Arthropoda; Arachnida; Ixodida; Ixodidae. The coding region runs from base 439 to 1839 and encodes 466 amino acids. Gene Ontology annotation, cellular component: mitochondrial inner membrane; growth cone; cell cortex. Gene Ontology annotation, biological process: protein processing; Notch receptor processing; calcium ion transport. The record is from RefSeq and is a predicted model, not a curated record.
ACUUUGUGAGCGUCGGCGGCUAUGGCGUUCGCGAAGACGGUGGUUUAAUGGAUCGGUUCCUUUCUGAGAAGAUGCCGUGAAACUUGACUUUAAGCGAAAAAAAGGAAUACAAUCGGUGCAUGCUCGCAAGUGACUCCGAAUCAACGAACGAGUACAUUUGCCUGAUGGAAUCGGCCUCGACGUACGCGGCACCUGUCAAGUUCGGCAAGUUCGAGACGUCAAACGCCCAUCACAAACGCCGCGAUGUUGAAGCUCAUGUGAGAAGAUCCUUUUUGUUUGUGUUUGUGCGUGCCCUCCAUUGAGUGCUGCUUACGCAUUUCCUGCCUUUCUUUCGUCGCCGCCCACCUUUAUCUCGUUUUAUUUCGAGUGACCAAGAUAGCGCGCUACCAAUCGCAUAGGAAGGCCGAAGAAAUAAUUAUUACGAUAAUUAAAUUUGGGAUGGACGGUACCGAUCAUGCUCGUUUACUUCCGAAAGCGCCGGCAGACGACGAGGUGGAGGUGGCGUUCUCGGACGGCUCGGCGAGCCGCGAGGGCACAGAGGUGGACCUGCAGCCGGCGUCUGGGGGCGGAGGGCGUGCCUGGGGAGAGAGCGGGACGGAAGAGGAGGAGGAGGAGCUCAAGUACGGGGCCAAGCACGUCAUCCGCCUCUUCGUGCCGGUCUCCCUCUGCAUGCUGGUGGUAGUGGCCACCAUCAGCUCCAUCAGCUUCUACAGGCACACCAACACCUACCUGGUGUACACUCCGUUUACGGACCAGACGGUGGACACGGGCACCAAGGUGUGGCAAUCGUUUGCCAACGCCUUCAUCCUCAUGGGUGUCAUAGUGGUCAUGACCAUCCUGCUCAUUCUGCUGUACAAGUUCCGCUGCUACAAGGUGAUUCACGCCUGGCUCAUUGUGUCCUCGCUGCUGCUAGUGUUCCUCUUCGCAUACAUCUAUCUCGGGGAGGUGCUGCGUGCCUACAACGUCCCGAUGGACUACCUGACGGUGGCUCUGGUGAUGUGGAACUUCGGGGUGGUGGGCAUGAUCUCGAUCCACUGGAAAGGGCCCCUGCUCCUGCAGCAAGCCUACCUGAUCCUGGUGUCGGCCCUCAUGGCACUCGUCUUCAUCAAGUACCUCCCCGACUGGACCGCCUGGGUCGUCCUGGGCGUCAUCUCCGUCUGGGACUUGAUAGCGGUGCUGUGCCCGAAGGGACCACUGCGGAUCCUGGUGGAAACAGCCCAGGAGCGCAACGAGCCCAUCUUUCCGGCACUCAUCUAUUCCUCGGCCAUGGUGUGGAACGUGGUGACGAUGGCGGACAGGGACCCCUUCUACUCUUCGCAGAACCAGCACGCCAGUCAGAGCGACGCGUCUUCGGGGUCCACGGCUAGCCCUGGGGGUCGACGGCGUUCGGCGGCCGGCGACGACGAGCCGACGGUGGAAGUGGAGCAGCCGCGGAUGCGCGGGAGCGGCCGGUCCCGCCGGCGCUCGCAGCGGGGCAGCAUGGCCAACAGCGGGACGCUGGCUGCCCUUGGGUCGUCACAGGGGUCCGCACCCGAAGUGGACGACCUCCCCCGCCAGGAAGAGGAGGAGAGAGGAGUCAAGCUAGGCCUGGGAGACUUCAUCUUUUACAGCGUCUUGGUGGGGAAGGCCUCGUCCUACGGCGACUGGAACACGACUAUCGCCUGCUUCGUGGCCAUCUUGAUCGGCUUGUGCCUAACACUUCUCCUGCUGGCCAUCUUCAAGAAGGCGUUGCCCGCGCUGCCGAUUUCCAUCACGUUCGGGCUGAUCUUCUACUUUGCGACGUCGUCACUCGUCCAACCCUUUGCGGACAGCCUCGCUGGCGAACAAGUUUUCAUCUGAGCUAGUCGCGACGACAUUGGGGUCGCACCGAAAUGCCAUAAUUUAUUCGACUGUAUUGUGACACGACGCCACUGGCUUUAGCCAAGGCCGUCUUCUGUCAUGUCACAUGAAUUUGGAUGCCUCCGUUCUUUCCGAAAAUCGUCCGUAAUAUGAGUAAUCCGUAACGACGAGACCAAAAUGCAUGUACAGUCGUGCCUCUUUAAUAUGGACCCCGCUAUAUGAACACCACUUUCGGGGAGAAAUUGGGAGAAUUCGUGCUUUUUUUGUCUCGUCAUUAUGGACAACUCAUUAUAUGGACGAUCUUUUACGGGAACGGAGGUGCCCAUAGUAACGAGACAUCACUGUAUUUGUGCAGUUCAUUUUGGAAAAUUUUGUCUGUAUAGUAGGGUGUCUGUAUUGUGUUUUCUGCAAAUGAUUGGCCAUCAAAAUGUUACGACACUUGACACUUUUCUUUUUUGGUUAGAAAGCUUGUGAGAAAUUUGGAAAUAGAACAGAGGAGCAAAGGGAUGCUAAUAUAAUUGUAUAUAGUACAUAUAUGCCACUAAACUGUCUGCUUGAAUUGUUCGGGUUUUGCAUCAUGCUUUAAGAUUCAAAAACACGAUUUAUUUAUUUUUUAUUUUUUUUACAAAUACUGCUUGCAAGGACUCAGUCCAAUUGUGUAGUAGGUCUUAUUUUUGUCGACAGGUUUUGAUGCUCUUUUGGCAUCUUCUGUAACAUUCGGACCCGAGAAAUAUUUUGCAACAGAAUCCGCACCCUGUGAGAAUUAUUGCAAGGUUAGAGAUUGAUUAGUUCACGCACUCAUUCCAGUUGCUGAACAUAUGGCACCGAAUUGUUGCUGUUAUGUUGCAUUUGUAACGAACUGCUUACAAAUCGCUUUCCAAUUGUGUCCUUGUCACUUGUGUCGCAUGUGAGCCGUUUCCGCAUUGCACAUUUGUGCACUGCUGAUGGAAAAUAAAAUGACGAGGAAACGGUA